AUUUUUUCUUUCUUUAUGUAUUAUGUUCUAUUAGGAGGCGGAGCCAUUGAAAUGGAACUGUCGAAAAUGUUACGUGAUUAUUCACGCACAAUUGCCGGCAAGGAGCAACUGUUGAUUGGCGCAUUAGCAAAGGCUUUGGAGAUCAUUCCUCGUCAGUUGUGCGAUAAUGCCGGUUUCGAUGCAACCAAUAUUUUGAACAAACUACGACAAAAGCAUGCACAAGGUUGUCAAUGGUACGGAGUAGAUAUUUUGAAAGAACAUAUUGCCGAUAAUUUCGAAGCAUUCGUUUGGGAACCAUCGGUGAUCAAGAUCAACGCUCUGACAGCUGCCUGUGAAGCCUGUUGUAUGAUCCUGUCGGUAGACGAAACCAUCAAGAGCCCAAAAUCCGCCGGCGGAGAAAUGCCUCAGGCUCCUAUGGGACGCGGAAUGGGUCGUCCAUUCUAAAAAAUAUAUCCACUACUUAAGUUCAUACCGUUACAUCAUUAUCUUUUAGCCCUUGUAACAUUUCAUUUGACGUCAAUUAAAAAUGAAUUGUUUGUUGCUACCUUUGUCACAUUCAUUAAUAUUAUCAUUUUAUACUAAUUCCGGCGAUCCAAUCACAUACAUACUCAACUAACAUAUACACAUUCACUUAACUUACGCUUUAUCACCAAUAAUAAACGGCUUUGUGAAAAUCUACGGAUUGUAUUAAAUACCACUCUAGAAGAAGAUGCUCGUUAGCAUUGCUUAAAUAAUACAAUAAAUACAAAGUAUCGUAUUUCUCAACGAAAACUUUA
Molecule: messenger RNA, 776 nt
Organism: Armigeres subalbatus
Lineage: Eukaryota; Metazoa; Arthropoda; Insecta; Diptera; Culicidae
Product: T-complex protein 1 subunit eta-like
Exons: 2
Coding region: 16-444 (142 amino acids)
Biological process (GO): protein folding
Cellular component (GO): chaperonin-containing T-complex
Molecular function (GO): ATP-dependent protein folding chaperone; ATP binding
Source: RefSeq, a predicted model, not a curated record